Malassezia restricta is the source of this 1386-nucleotide messenger RNA. RefSeq names its product mannose-1-phosphate guanylyltransferase. The transcript has a single exon. Lineage: Eukaryota; Fungi; Basidiomycota; Malasseziomycetes; Malasseziales; Malasseziaceae. Gene Ontology annotation, molecular function: mannose-1-phosphate guanylyltransferase (GTP) activity. Gene Ontology annotation, biological process: polysaccharide metabolic process; GDP-mannose biosynthetic process. Bases 1 to 1386 code for a protein of 461 amino acids. The record is from RefSeq and is a predicted model, not a curated record.
AUGAGCGGGACAAACCAAGAAGCCAUUCUUGGUCAGAUCUUGACAGGCAUCUCGGAUCUUCGUCGUGAAGUGUAUCGCCUUAGCGAUCGUCUUGAUAAUGUUGAGCGGACUGAGCCCAAUACGCCGACCGCCGCCAAUUUCUCUCCUAUCUUCUCGCCGGCGCGUCGUCAGAGCUUCGGCGUGUACCAGUCGUCACUUGACCAUUGGACACCCGAGCGUUCCCGUCCGCAUGCCAAGUCGGGUCUUUCUGUCACACAGGAAGAAUCACAGGUUGAGCCUACCGACCCGUCCCUGAAUCUCUGGACGGUUGUGCCUGCCGGCGGUGCUGGCACGCGCUUGUGGCCUUUGAGUCGUGAAAACUGCCCCAAGUUUUUGCUCGACCUGACGGGCGCAGGUCGCAGCCUAAUUCAAAACACCUGGGACCGUCUGCUGCCGCUCUCUGGUGUUGAAAAGUUUAUGGUGGUAACGGGACAAGCCCAUGUGGGUGCCGUGUCAGAACAGCUUCCGCUAGUCCCUAGCGCCAACCUUUUUGCCGAGCCAUCACCUCGUGAAUCGAUGGCUGCCAUUGGCCUGGCUGCUGCGGUGCUUGCGCUCCGUGACCCCACGGCCGUUCUUGGCUCAUUUGCUGCCGACCACAUCAUUUCGGGUCGUGAAGCGUUUGAAUCGUCUGUGCGUGAGGCUGUGAUGGCCGCUCGUGAUGGCUACCUUGUUACGAUUGGUAUUGCACCAUCGCAUCCCUCGACGGGCUUUGGUUACAUCAAGCUAGGCGGCAAACUCGACAUCGCUGAUGCUCCUAAUGUGCAGCGCGUCGAAGAGUUCAAGGAGAAACCUGACGCUCGUACGGCAAGUGCAUACUUAAGCACUGGUGAGUACCGCUGGAAUGGCGGUAUGUUUGUGGUAAAGGCUCAGGUGCUGGUGGAUAUGAUGGCUGUGUAUGUGCCUGAGCUGCACGAUGGUCUGCAGAAGAUCGCCAAGGCCUGGGACACGCCCGAGCGCCAGACUGUACUUAACGAGGUAUGGCCUGGCCUCCCCAAGAUUGCUAUCGACCAUGCUGUGGCCGAACCAGCGUCCAAGACUGGUCAGGUGGCCGUCGUGCCUGCUACGUUCGGUUGGGAUGAUGUGGGUGACUUUGCUUCGCUCACUGAUCUCUUGCCUGCUGAAAAGAAUCAGGCUCGUGUGCUCGGUGACCCAAGUCUUGUCGUCACGGAAGGCCAAGUGGGUGGUAUCGUGGUACCUGCGAGCGGCCGAAAAAUUGCCUGCCUGGGUAUGGACGACGUGGUGGUCGUCGACACGCCAGACGCACUGCUGGUCACCACGCGUGCACGCAGCCAAGAUGUGAAGAAGAUCGUGGCAAAGUGCAAGAAGAACUUCCCCGAGCUUUGUUAA